UUCAAACGUGAGGUACCUCUAUACGCGGUGGUCCCUCGAUCGACGAUACAUUUGCACGGAAGUGUCCGAGGAACUGAAUCAAAACUUGUACGAUGCACUUUGCCAAGCAGAAUGCCUUGCCGAGGGUGAAAAUUCCCAAUGUGCUCCCACACAGCCUUGUACGACGUGCUCCCCAUUGCACCUCAGAGAGCUUAAUUUUCGACGAAAUGAGACCUUGACAAUUGUACCGCAGUUAUUUUGCAAAACACACAGGGCUAUUACUAUAAAUUGGGAAUCUGCAAAAUUGUUAGUGUUUUUAUUGGAGACUAGAGGAAAUGGUACUCAAUGGACCACUGCGACAAUGACGAGCUGUUCGAAAUGGACAAUGAAUUUAUUAAAACCAAAUAGUGACUACCAAAUGAGAUUGUGGGGGGUGUCCGCAACUGGAGAAGUAUUUGGACCAUAUGAAUCGGCUUGGAUCAGAACAACCCCUACCAGUUACACUCCUCUUCAAGUUCCCGAGUUAGUAAUACUUGACGCCCAACUCGUGGAGAAACACUACACAGCGUUGGUCGAAUGGAAGCCCGCCGAAGAUCGUUCGUGUUUUUACAAUUUGGUGUGGUACGGCAAUGAUGAAAGGACCAUGCAAAACGUGCAAGAGCGAGAAAUAAGAGAGGUCGACACCCUAUUCCGCUACAGGAUAACAGGCCUUGAACUGGGAACGGAAUACACCAUAAAGAUUAUCAGCAUAAACGGGAUCAUUACCCGGGAAAGCAAUAGCACAGAGCUAUCGUAUCACACACCGUCGUGCUUGGACGAAUUCAACAGCUUGGAGGUGUGCGUUCCUCCAGCACCAGAAGACCUGAAUGCAACGGAAGAGCUUUCAAGCGACGACGAUUACUUCAACCGAACAUACAGAUACAACGUUCAGGUAACUUGGUCCAAGCCUGCCUUGUUUCCGGACAACUACACAGUCACAAUCAACUCCUUGAGCACGUCACCCGAGUCCAAAAUUGUGGACGGGAACGAAACCUGCGCGACAUUCUUCGACGUACCUCUAGAGCCGACGUACUUCAUCUACAUCAAGGCCUCGUCAAGAGCGGGCGACGGUUUCGCCGAUACCGAAAAGCGAAUCGCGAGCGUUAAACCGCCAAGGUCUCGUUCAAGUCAGCUGCCAGUUAUCAUCGGUAGCGUUCUUGGGGCAAUAGCGAUUGCAAUAAUUGUAUUUCUUCUUUUAUAUCGUCGUUAUAAAAUAAGCAAAUCCAAGAGAAUUCGGAAGCUGCCCAUUUCGAACUGCUACGGCGACGACUUAAAGGGGAAGUGCUUGUCGGAAAUUGGGAGCGCGCCAGGCGAGUAUUACGUGCCCGAAAUGAUCAACGAUGAGUGGCAGCUGAAGGCCAAUCAGAUUGUGGUCGAUGAAAUAUUAGGCGAGGGGGCGUUCGGAGUGGUGCAUAAAGGGUACAUUAAAAUGGUGGAUGGAAGGGAGGUGGAAGUUGCUAUUAAAAUGCUUAAAGGUAAUCCGAAUGCUGAGGAAGUGAAACAGUUUGAGCAUGAGAUUGAAAUCAUGAAAUCGGUUGGUUCUCAUCCACACUUGGUGUCCUUGGUUGGGUGUUGUUCCAAACUGGGAUACCUGGGACCGUUUCUAGUUGUGGAGUAUUGCGUCAAGGGCGACCUGCUAUCAUAUUUACGAGCAGUUUGGGAGCACCUCGCUGGACAACCCUUAAAGUCACGUUACAUAAACACGCCGUGCUUCGUGGAAAAUAAUCAAAUGGACAACAACUUCUCAAACAAAAUAUAUUUACUGGGAGACGAUUUUAUUUUGGAUCCUCGUGACCUUUUAUCCUUUGCGCGACAGAUCGCCUUGGGAAUGGAAUACUUAUCUGGCCUAAGGGUUGUUCAUCGUGAUCUAGCGUUACGAAAUGUACUAAUGUGCGAAAACAAAAUUGUGAAGGUAGCCGAUUUCGGGUUAAGCAGGGACGUUUACCAAGACAAUGUGUACCUCAAGACGGGAGCGGGGAAAUUACCAAUAAAAUGGAUGGCUCUCGAAUCUCUAUCGCACCAACAGUACACGACUCAGAGUGACGUUUGGUCAUUUGGGGUUGUUUUAUGGGAAAUUGUAACUUUGGGCGGUAACCCCUACGCUACUAUUUCACCGCGCGACAUGCUAAGCGUGCUCAGAAGUGGAUACAGAAUGGAGUGUCCCAAAAACUGCAGUCUUGAAUUAUACGGUAUUAUGAGACAGUGUUGGAAAGACUCGGCCAAAGAGAGGCCAACCUUUCAUGAUUUGAGAAUAAUGCUGGAAAAACUAUUGGAAAGUGACAAUCGAUAUGUGAGCUUAGAUAUUUAGAUUACCUAAAUUUUAGUGUCGUAGGUAUAAGUUUUACAUUAUAACAAUAAUUUUAACUCAUAUUUUUAGUAAAUAGUGUUUUAAAUUAUUUAUUGCUGUACCUUGUUGUAUUACUGUUAAAAAUGAAAGUAUUCACACUUGAAU
Molecule: messenger RNA, 2470 nt
Organism: Photinus pyralis (common eastern firefly)
Lineage: Eukaryota; Metazoa; Arthropoda; Insecta; Coleoptera; Lampyridae
Gene: tor
Product: tyrosine-protein kinase receptor torso-like
Exons: 13
Coding region: 341-2326 (661 amino acids)
Biological process (GO): positive regulation of kinase activity; protein phosphorylation; multicellular organism development
Cellular component (GO): signaling receptor complex
Molecular function (GO): transmembrane receptor protein tyrosine kinase activity; protein binding; ATP binding
Source: RefSeq, a predicted model, not a curated record